AUGCGCAGUUCAAUCUCCCAGCUCUUCUCGGCAGCACCAGACCACGAUGCCAGAGGGCGUAACACACACCAGCUCACGGCGGCAGGACCAGCAACUUCCCCUACACUACAAUGCACUAACGGUUAUGCAGGACACAGUGGAUCAAUUAAAGAUGUAUCAAAGACAGACUGGAAUUCCCGCAUCGGGGACGGAACAGCGCAACACAACGGGACUCUCGGGCGAGGGACGUCCGAAACGGCAGAGACCGACUCAUCAGGGACCGGGGGGAUGCGGGACGCGCUGGAGGGGCCGGGCUCAACGCCGAACGACAUUAUUCACCUCAAGAGACGGGUGGGACUCUUCAGUGGGGUUGCUUUAAUUGUCGGCACCAUGAUCGGGUCCGGAAUUUUCGUGUCGCCAUCUGGUUUACUGGUGAGAACUGGUUCCAUUGGUGUGAGCUUUAUCAUCUGGAUGGCCUGUGGGUUGCUCUCGUUGUUAGGUGCAUUGGCGUACGCUGAGUUAGGCACGAUGAAUACAUCAUCCGGAGCAGAAUGGGCAUACUUUAUGGACGCGUUCGGGGCCUGGCCGGCUUUCCUGUUCUCGUGGGUGUCGACGCUUGUGCUAAAACCGUCCCAGAUGGCGAUCAUCUGCCUGUCAUUCGCGCAGUACGCCGUCGAAGCGUUCGUCUCGGAAUGUGAUCCGCCACUUGCGGUCGUGAAAAUGGUCGCGAUCCUUGCGAUUGUGAGCAUCCUGUUCGUGAACUGUUACAGCGUAAAUCUCGGCAUGGCGGUACAGAACGUGUUCACGUCGGCCAAGUUGAUCGCGGUGUUGAUCGUGAUUUGUGGCGGUGCGUAUAAGCUGUGUCAGGGUAACACCCAACACCUGCAGAAUGCGUUCACUGGCACUACACCUUCGCUAGGUGCGAUCGCCACCGCAUUCUACACCGGUCUGUGGGCGUACGAUGGUUGGAACAAUCUCAACUACGUUACGGAGGAGAUCCAAAAUCCGAGCAAAAACCUCCCUCGUUCGAUCAUCAUCGGCAUCCCGCUGGUGACACUGUGUUAUGCGUUGAUCAACGUCUCCUAUUUGGCGGCUAUGUCUCCGACGGAAAUGAUUGAAUCGGAAGCGGUCGCGGUUACGUUUGGUAACCGCAUUCUCGGAGUGAUGGCAUGGCUUAUGCCACUCAGUGUCACUAUCAGUACGUUCGGUAGUGCUAAUGGCACCUUGUUUGCUGCUGGACGGCUCUGUUUUGCGGCCAGUCGUGAAGGACAUCUGCUGGACAUUCUAUCGUACGUGCACGUUCGUCGCCUCACACCAGCACCUGGUUUGAUCUUUCAUUCUCUCAUUGCGGGCGCGAUGGUGCUCUACGGAACGAUCGAUUCGCUGAUCGAUUUCUUCAGCUUCACCGCGUGGAUCUUCUACGGUGGUGCCAUGGUCGCUCUGAUUGUGAUGCGCUACACCAAACCCAACUACCCGAGGCCCUACAAAGUCCCACUUAUCAUUCCAAUUCUGGUUAUGGUCAUUUCCGGCUACCUUGUGGCGGCUCCCAUCAUCGAGAAACCACAGAUCGAGUACCUGUACGCAGUGCUGUUCAUACUGGCCGGUUUGAUCUUCUACGUUCCCUUUGUGCACUACGGGUAUCAUCCAAAGUUCAUGGAUAACGUGACGCUCUUUUUCCAAAUGCUAUUCGAAGUGGUCCCAACGACUACGAUGGCGAUGUUCGACUAGACAGACCCGGCAUCCAUCCUCCUGUGCUAACGGCGUGAGAGCUGCUACAAUCAUCAUUAUCCCGGGUAGUUCGUCAACUCAUCCCGGUAGUAGCCGGCGGGAGGUGCAACCGUACUUAAUCGCAAGCAAAUCUAAUCUCUAACCCGCUUCACAUCAUGACUGGAACUGGAAUUGGACGCCGGCAGCAAUAUUUUGGCCACCGAGGAGUGUCCCUGCACUCCGGACUGUUUCGAGCGUGAGUGUGAAAGCCGGAAUGGGCGUGAAAAGGCAUUGUUCGCCACCCAACACGUGGGGGCGACGGCAUACACACACACAAUUUUAUCGCAACAUAGCAAUAACGUAUUACCGUAUCUUUGGUGUAAUCGUGCGUAGAAAUAUUGUCGUUUUAGCUGCUAAAUACAGGGCAAGCACACAACUGGUAGGGCGUCUACUUAGCUUGGCAGGAGGUGUUGAGGGAUUGUGCACAAACGAAGGUGUCUCUAUGGCAGGGUUGUGUGCCAAAAGCGCAGGAUCAGGCGAAAGGAUACGAAACAGUCUCGCGUGACUACUAGGGAACCGGAUCUAGACCGGAAUGGAGCUCAUUGCCACGGUUGAUGAUGGCUUUUUGUGACGCCACUCGAGCGAUCUUGCUCGAAAUAGGAGUGAAUUUUUACAGCGCGAAAGGACGAAACUUGAUGGAGUGAAAAAGAGAAAGACCUGUAACCGGUGAGGGCGCGAGGCGUUGGACGUUUAUUGGAUACACUUAUGAUUACUGUUGUACUUUAAUUCGUAACCCACUCAAAAGACUAAACUUUAUGCAGAGAAGGUAACCGCGAGGACAGUCGAAGGCGAGCGAAGGAAUGAGUUUGGGGGAGUUACUCCUUCGGUUAGGACCUUCGCGGUCGUUAAGCUGCACGGAUCAUUCCCAAAUGGCCGUUCCGUGGUUGUGAUACGCUAUGCGGAAGCAGAGAAGGGCGACUACGUGGGACGGCCAUUUCCGUCGUCGGUUUAGUGCAGGAUCCGACGAACAAUGCGGUUGGAAGAUGCGGGCGGACAGAUGAUCCGGAAGGUCCGAUCGGUGCACCAUGGAGCUAUCAUUCCGCACCGGCGGACCGACGUCUUUGGCCACCACUCUUCCGGCCGACAUACACCAUCGCAGUGCCAUCGAUUGCCCUCUCGCGGCCGACGCCGCCAGGACUCGUCAGAUCCACGUUUGGUGGGAUUAUUCGAACGUUCGAACAUGAACACCUUUUUGACAGUGCGUUACGUGCGUGGGUGGUGGAUACCUGAUUCACACCAACAGUGCAGGCGUGCUUGAAUAAGCGAGAAAUAAGCGAGAUUGAACGACACAAAACACCUGAAAUGAAGCACACCAAUACAACUCACCUCGUGCGCGGCUACAAAUUUGAUACGAUCGUUUUUUUUCUACAAAAAAAAAGAGGAAAAGAGCAGAACAAGGACAAAAACCACUCAAAGGACGAGGAACAAAAGAAGUAAAACAAGAUAAAAAUAUGGUAGUAUCCCAGAAACUAGAAACAAUCACGUUUUUCCUACAUGAGAGAGCAAAAUAGAGCAAGCUAAAGAGUAGAAAAGAGACAGGGAAAAUGAGCUAGAGAAAGAGUGCUAGGAAAUCGAGUUGAAAAAAAUAAUGACGAAACGAAGGGUUUUGUUGUGUUUUUCAACCUCCUGCUGGAGGAGGUGUAGCGCGAGGUGGCUGAGAAGAGAGGGAGGAAUAGUAACGAAGAACCUGCAGCAGUGAUUAGAGAAUGAUAAACUGUUUAUUUGUGUUAAAUUAUAGUUUUUUGCAAAUUUAUGAAUAAAGAGACGUUAUUUAUAUAAUGCCAAUUGCAAAAC
Messenger RNA from Anopheles nili, 3540 nucleotides. It is a transcript of the gene sbm, whose product is annotated as b(0,+)-type amino acid transporter 1. The record is from RefSeq and is a predicted model, not a curated record. The coding region runs from base 1 to 1707 and encodes 568 amino acids. Gene Ontology annotation, biological process: amino acid transmembrane transport. The transcript has 11 exons. NCBI's taxonomy places the organism in Eukaryota, Metazoa, Arthropoda, Insecta, Diptera, Culicidae. Gene Ontology annotation, molecular function: L-amino acid transmembrane transporter activity. Gene Ontology annotation, cellular component: membrane.